GCUUACCGACCAGUUCUUUGCUGGCGGGAAAUUUGGUGGCCUGCAUCUCGGAUCGAAAUAGUUCGCCUCCCGACAAAACCAUCCACCAUCCACGCCUUCCGCUUCGUGCUCACCACCACAACAACUUUGCACACAAUCUCUCGCCCCGGCACUGGUUCCUGCCAGAUCUAACCGAGGCCUCUUCAUCAGGAGCCUCUGCAGCUACCAAAGCAAAAAGACUGUGAUAGUCUGAUGGCAGUCGUCCUGCGCUAGCCGAAGCACAUCCGACACCAUGAGCCAGGACUACUUCAGCGGUGGCAAGGGCAAGGGCAAGGGCCCGGCCAAGGACAACUCCGACUCGGACGAUGGCGAUGACAAGCAACUCGAUCACGCUGGCCGGCCAGGCUUCAUGACGGUCGGCAGUGGUUCAACGUCACGUCAUGCUGAUCGGCUCCGACAGCAGCUCCUCGACAACGACUCGGGCUAUGGCGGUAGCAUUACUGGCGACGACCUCGGGCUCGGCAGAUAUCCCCUGGGCUCCCCGCGGACGGACCCAUCCCUUGCGGGGGAGUUGCCAGUACCGCAGACAGGCGACCUCGAGGGCGACCAUCGGAACCGCCAGGCUGCUCUGCACCAGCUCUGGUAUAACAAACAUCGCGUGGCUCUCGGCCGCUCCAUCCAGCGCGUCGUGGAGCUUCUGCGCGACCUGCAAGACAUGAACUCUCAGUGGCCGGCGCACUACCCCUCCGUCCAGCGCGCAGAGUCAGAGCGGCCGGCAUCCACAAAGUCCAAGAACUCACGUCCAAGCAUACAACACACCCAGACAACCCUUGGCGACCAAUCGGCGCCAGCCCCCCGGCCGAUUCGAAGGUCCCUCACCAGUCUUCCCGAACCCUCUGCCGCAGAAUCGAGCAAGGACGCGGAGAAUAGUGCAAACGGUGGUGAUGCUCCUAGACUGAUGACGCCACAAAUUGCGCAGGAAUUCUCGAUCCUGAAGCUGGACCUGAAGCUUGGAUCACUACAUCAAGCCGAACUUGUGCACUCUCUAGAGAAGGGCUCAGUUGCGUCUCUGCUCGACGGCAAAAUCAGCGGCUCCAUUCGACACCUGCUAUCCUUGCAAGAGCGCAUCGAGGACACUGCAAGCAAAGUGCUGAUCACAGGCGAUCUGAACGCGGGCAAGUCGACAUUCUGCAACGCCCUUCUGCGCCGCAAGGUGUUGCCCGAAGACCAGCAGCCAUGCACGAGCAUCUUCUGUGAGGUUCUGGAUGCGCGGGAGAAUUCUGGAAUAGAGGAGGUUCACGCCAUACACAUGGACGCCGUGUAUAACCGCAAUGACGAAGGCACGUAUGACGUCUACCCUCUCAAGGAGCUUGAGAACAUUGUCGUCGACAAUACUCGAUAUAUGCAAUGCAAGGUCUACGUCAAGGAUGUGAGGACGAUCGACGAGUCCCUCCUCAACAACGGCGUCGUCGACAUUGCCCUGAUCGAUGCUCCUGGUCUCAACUCCGACACCACAAAGACUACUGCUGUCUUUGCUCGCCAGGAAGAGAUUGAUGUGGUCGUCUUUGUCGUCUCAGCUGCCAACCACUUCACACAAUCUGCCAAGGAGUUCAUCUGGGCUGCUGCUGCCGAGAAGGCCUAUAUCUUCAUGGUGGUCAAUGGAUAUGACAUGAUCCGUGACAAGGAGAGGUGUCAAAAGCUGAUUCUUGACCAAGUCUACGGUCUCAGCCCACGGACAUUCAAGGAAUCGAGCGAGUUGGUUCAUUUUGUUUCGAGUAGCGCCAUCCCAGUGGCACCUGGCGGUCCUGGAGGUGGUGGCAGCGGCAGCUCCAGUGGCGGCGGUGGCGGCGGCGGCGAUGACGAUGAUGAUCCCAAAGGAAAGGGCAAAGGCAAGGGCAAGGAGAAGGAGAAGCUCCGGGAUUUCGAGAAGCUAGAGCAGUCCCUCCGGCGCUUUGUGCUCGAGAAGCGGGCUCGUUCCAAGCUCGCGCCCGCAAGGACUUAUCUGCUAAACAUCCUGAACGACGUCAAUGUCUUGGCCACGGUCAAUGCGGAAGUGGCACAGUCUGAACUUGACCGGGUUACCAAAGAGCUGAAGGAGAUCGAGCCCCAACUUGAGUCAUCUCAGAGGGCCAAGACUGAGGUCAGCGAUCAGAUUGACCGGGUCAUUGAGGACAACUGCAAGGACGUAUACGACCACACGCGAAUGACUUUGACCUCGGCGAUCGUCCAGUCAGGCGAAACCGACUACGGCAUCCCGUACCCUGGCAUUUGGGGCGCAUUCGAGUACGCUGAGGAGAUCAAGGAGGCGAUCAUGGCUGAGAUUUCAGCUUCGGUCAACUCUUGCGAAGAAUAUGCGCGCAACAAGACGACCGGCGGUGUCAAUGCCAUUAAGCAGCUUGGCCAGAAACAUCUCGGCGACGAGUAUCAAGAUCUUAGUUUCCGGUCUGAUGUCAUGUUCAAGCGUAGAAGGGAUGCUUUGGCUAAGCAGAUCGACGUGUCGACGGACCUUGUCGAUUUUGUUGAUUUCAACACAUUGCUGCAACGGCAGGAGAAGAUGGCCGGCACCGGCAUGGCUCUGACUAUUGCCACUGCUGUCGGCGGUCGUCUGGUGGGCGGAAUGGGCUGGAUGGACCACACCCUCAGCAUUGUCAAGGUUGCAGGUAAUGACAACCUUCGCAGGCUGAUUGUUCCUGGUCUUGUCAUCGCAGUCAUCUCCGCUGCCGCCUACAUCGUUCAGCAAAUCCCUCACUCAUUGCCUCAUCGCCUGGCACACAAGAUCUCGGCCCAGCUGGACACGAUUGACUAUGUUCACGUCAACGGCGCGCGCAUCUCCAGCUCCGUUCGCAAGGUCCUGCGCUUUCCUGCCGACAAUCUGCGUGUCGGCCUGACACGAUCGUUUGAGCAGCUCGGUGCUCGUCGCGAGGAGACUCUCAAGGUUCGCGGCGAGAGCGAGGUCGCCCUCAAGUAUUUUGGCAACCUCGUCCGCAACAGUGCCCGCCAGCGUGCAGCUGUUCAGGAGGUUGACCUCGAUGCUCACCCGCACGCAUCUUUGGAACUUGGCUCGUUGUGAGCUAGCCUGCAUCUUCUCCACCAGAUUUUCUUGAUUGACGAGCAAAAGAACAAAAAUCGGCAUGGUUGGCGUUCACUUUCCUGACUUUUUUAUUUGACGAGAUCACCGAGCACCCUUUAGCUCUAGUGCCACGACUUCUUUGAUAUCCCCGAGCAGAAAACUCUCCCUUCAACCCCUUUUCCCCAACCGUCGUCCAUCCCCCUUUCUUCGGGACGGUUGGACGUAUACAGAAUUAGCUCGAGAACACGAUACCUUUUGAUGCCAUG
Microdochium trichocladiopsis is the source of this 3315-nucleotide messenger RNA. Its product is annotated as transmembrane GTPase fzo1. The transcript has 2 exons. Gene Ontology annotation, molecular function: GTP binding; GTPase activity. Gene Ontology annotation, cellular component: mitochondrial outer membrane. The record is from RefSeq and is a predicted model, not a curated record. Bases 272 to 3049 code for a protein of 925 amino acids. NCBI's taxonomy places the organism in Eukaryota, Fungi, Ascomycota, Sordariomycetes, Xylariales, Microdochiaceae. Gene Ontology annotation, biological process: mitochondrial fusion.